AUUGUCACACACACACGCACUCUCAUACACACGCACACUGUCACACACACAGACACACGCAUUGUCACACGCACGCACACACUCCAGCGCACGUCACCCAACAUAGCCAAUCGCUGUUCACCGUCGCCUGCUGCUGCUGCUGUUGUUGAUGCCGCUGUUUGUGCCCCGCACACCGAGAGGAAGAAGCUCCCUGCGUGCUAGCGGCGUCCCUCCAACAUCAUCAUCAUCAGCAGCAGCCGCCAUCCUUCAGCAACAUCAACAACGACCACGACCACUGAUGACGGAGGAAUGAGAUAGGCGUGUGUGCCCAGGCGUGAGACGGGAGCUGGUGGGAGGCUGCUACGAGCCUGCCAGCGGAGGGCUCUGCCGUGGGUCCUGUCGGUGUGUCGCCUGGGCCGAGUCCACCCACACUGAGCCGUGUCCACCCACGCUGCUGAGACGGGCGAGGCGUACGUCUCCCUCUCUCGCGCGCGCUGCCGGCGUUUACCGGCGUUUGCCGUCGCGAUGAGCCAGCUACGCUACCGCAAGCCGCACAGGGAGCAGGGUAACGGGCGGCGGCACAACGAUGACGUUCGGCACGGAGCGCCGCCGACCGGGAUGGACAAACGAGAUGGGGCGGUGGUGUCGAAAAAGCGGACGCUGGGGCUCGUCCUCGGCUGCCUGGUGGGAGUCGCUUCAGGGCUGUGCCAUGCCAAGUACCUGGGCACGCUGCACGAGAAUGAGCUCUGGUUCUCCAACAUUCAGGAGGUGGAGCGUGAAAUCUCGUUCAGGACAGAAUGCGGCCUCUACUACUCCUACUACAAGCAGCUGCUGCAGGCGCCCUCCUUCCUGCAAGGCAUUCGUGAGCUGGUCUACGACAACCGCACUGAGUCGCUACGGACCAUCAAUCUCCUGCAGCGCAUGAACAUCUACCAGGAGGUCAUCAUGGGCCUCCUGUACUGCACCCUUCCCCUCCAGGGUUGGCUUGAGCCCGUCUACUUCUACAUCCACGCGGUGUUCCAGCUGCAAGGCCUCUACGUGGUGGCGCUGCACGUCACCGCCUGGUUGCUCAGCGGCACGUGGUUGGCGGGCCUUCUGGCCGCCACGUGGUUCACCGUCAACAGGCUGGACACGACCAGGGCGGAGUUCACCAUCUCCCUGCGCGAGAACUGGGCCCUGCCCUUCCUCGCCUGCCAGGUGGCCGCCGUCACCUGGUAUCUGCGGCCCAACCUCAGGCCCCGGCAGGAGAGGCCGGUGCUCGCUGCAGUGUGGCUCAGCACCUUCGUGUUUAGCCUGGCGUGGCAGUUCAACCAGUUCGUGCUGCUCAUACAGGCGCUGGCGCUCUACGGCCUACGCUGCCUGCAGCUCGCGCCCGCACGCAAGGUGGACUGGGUGCUUGCGGGCCAGACGGUGUCCAUGCUGCUCGUGUGCCUGCUACAGUUCCUCAAUCCCAUGAUCCUUGGUUCACUCACGCUCAGCUUCCUGCUGGCCACCUUCCUGGCGAGGCGACUGCAGCCGGACCUGGAAAUGGGCGGGUUCUGGCGACGGAUCUCCAGCCUCGCCCUUCACCUGCUCAUCGUCACCUCUCUCACCUUGACCAUCAACUUUGGUGCCAAGGUGCUGCUGCAGCUGCAGUCAGACGAGCACAUCUUCAAGUUCCUCAAGGCCAAGUUCGGUCUGGGUAACACCAGGGACUUCGAUGCGAAGCUUUACCUGUGCGAGGAGGCGUUUGGCUGGCUCCCGCUCGACACGUUCGUGCGCCUGUCCCGCACCGCCGUGUUCCCCGUCUACGCGCUGGCACUCGCCAUCUGCGCGAUUGGCGCCGGCGCCGCCGUCUUCAGAAGGCUCAGAGGGCCUGGCCUCGGCGAGGUGCGCACGGCGCCGGGCGCGAGGGACGUGUUCCUCCGCCCCGACCUCCUCUACAACCUGGCGCACACGCUGCUCUUCUUCCUGCUGGCGCUCUCCACCAUGCGGAUGAAGUACCUGUGGACGUCGCACAUGUGCGUCUUUGCGGCGUUCGCCGUGAGCGACGGUGGACUUUGGGCGGCGACUGCGCAGGCACUGGGCAAAGCGCCCGAGAAGUUGAGCAAAGCUCGAUACGUGGUGCCCGCCCUACUGCUGCUCUACACAGUUGUGCAGGCGGUGCCCCGGGUAAGGACGGAGAUGGGGGAGCUGCGGGAGUUUUACGACCCCGACACCGUGGACCUCAUGAACUGGAUCAAGCAGGCCACACCCCCGGACGCGGUGUUUGCGGGCACCAUGCAGUUGAUGGCCGGCGUGAAGCUGUGCACGGGGCGGGUGCUCACCAACCACCCGCACUACGAGGACAAGACGCUGCGGGAGAGGACACGGCAGGUGUACCAGGUGUACGCGCGCAGGUCUCCCGCGGAGGUGCACGCGGUGCUGCUCUCGCUGGGCGCCCACUACGUCGUGCUGGAGGACAGCGUCUGCUACGAGCGGCGGCACGGCCGCGGCUGCCGCUUGCGCGACCUGCUGGACAUCGCCAACGGCCAGGUGAUGGAGGGAGAAGGCCCCAAUGACGCCGAUCUCACCGUGCCGACGCACGGACGCUUCUGCCACGAGAUCAAGGCACAGUCGCCGGCCUUUGCACGCCUAUUCCGCGCCGUCUUCUCCAACAACACCUUCCACGUCUACCGCAUUCUGCACCCCGCGGCGCCGGGGCCAGACCAAGCGAACUCCGUGGACUCGCGAGCCGAGCAACCGGACGGGACUGGAGCUCGUACAGAUCGCGCCGGGAGCCCGACCAGGACUCCCGGCUAACCACACGUCUAUGCCAGACCCCACUCGACCAUUUAACUGUUAAAGCAGGCCUCAGUGCGACACACUUAAACCAUUUCAUCGUCCUGUGCCUGCUAAACCAUGCCGCGCAGAUUAAACGGUUUAACCGUGCUCGUUCAACGAUCGAUUGCACUGGGCCCAUUAAACUGUUGAACUAUUGAACCGUGCCGGACCCGUUGAUCUGUUGAGCCGUGCCGGACCCGUUGAUCUGUUGAGCCGUGCCGGACCGAGUCUUAGGAAGUGGCAGCCGCGGUCACGGUUGUUAAAUACACCGGUGGCCGUGUCCCGCUGGGUAUUUGUCCUGCUGGAGUUGUGUUUCUUGAGGGAGGGAGGGAGCGUCUGGCUCUUGCAACACCGUCACCCCGUGCGUCUGCAGGGGAAGUUGGGAACGUGACUGGUUUAUGAGGCAGUGUACGUUUAAAUAACUCACCUCACAGAUGAAUGCAUUUCCACAAUUCGAGGUCCUGUCUUUUGUACGGUCCAUCAUGGCUCGUCUCUUGUCGUCUCGUACAUUCCAUUUGAGGUAAGAGUUUAUUGUUGUUUUGUUUGCGUGUGUAAUGUUACAGCCCUUUGUCAAUGCACUGCUGGAUGAAGGCCUUUCCACACCAUACAGGUCAUGUAGAUUAUACCUAUAUAUAGAUUAUAGCUAUACAUCUAUAUAUUACCAUACUUUACCAUGAUGGUCAGUGUGUCAUCGUGAAGGUGUGAAUUAUAGUAAAAAGUACUGUGAAUGUA
This is a messenger RNA of Lethenteron reissneri (Far Eastern brook lamprey), 3513 nucleotides long. It is a transcript of the gene DPY19L3, whose product is annotated as dpy-19 like C-mannosyltransferase 3. Gene Ontology annotation, cellular component: nuclear inner membrane. NCBI's taxonomy places the organism in Eukaryota, Metazoa, Chordata, Hyperoartia, Petromyzontiformes, Petromyzontidae. Gene Ontology annotation, molecular function: mannosyltransferase activity. The record is from RefSeq and is a predicted model, not a curated record.